UGCUGUCAAUUUAAAAUAUACCCAGUCACCGGAGGAAGGCUACAUUUUUUGUUUUUCUCAGCCGCUGUGUUAAAAUUUUCAAAUAAAUCAGUAAAAUAGCAUGGAUUUCUCACAGGAUUAUGGUAUCCACGACAAUGCCGUUAGUACAGGCACAACCAUCAUGGCAGUUGAAUUUGAUGGAGGCGUAAUCAUCGGCGCAGAUUCCCGCACCAGCACUGGGCUCUUUGUGGCCAAUCGUGUCACAGAUAAAUUAACUCGCAUUACAGACAAAAUCUACUGUUGCCGUAGUGGCUCCGCCGCUGAUACACAAGCAAUCGCUGAUAUUGUUUCUUACUCCCUGAAUUACCAUGAAAAUCAAACUGGUGAAGAACCAUUGGUUGCUGAGGCUGCAUCAGAAUUCCGCAACUAUUGCUACAACUAUCGUGACAGCUUGCUGGCAGGCAUUAUUGUGGCUGGUUGGGAUAAAAGAAACGGCGGACAAGUGUACUCCAUACCAUUGGGUGGCAUGUUGAAGCGCGAAGCAGUAACAAUUGGUGGUUCUGGUUCGAGCUACAUUUAUGGGUUCGUUCGUGAAUCGUAUCGUCCGCAAAUGAGCAAGGAAGAUUGUGUUGCCUUUGUGGUGAAGGCUGUAAAACAUGCUAUCUAUCAUGAUGGCAGCUCAGGUGGUGUGGUUCGUAUUGGCAUAAUCACAGAGGAUGGUAUCGAGCGAAGAGUAUUUUACAAUACAGAAUCUGGCAAUCCAGUUGAAAUUGGAAAUUAAUGAAAGUUCUUUUUAUAAAUAAAAAAAUUACGAAUAAGUGCUGGAUUUAUGUAGGUUUUUGAUUAAAUAUGUUUACUACAAUAAAUACUUUGGAAAUAUGAA
This is a messenger RNA of Rhagoletis pomonella (apple maggot), 862 nucleotides long. It is a transcript of the gene Prosbeta1, whose product is annotated as proteasome subunit beta type-6. Lineage: Eukaryota; Metazoa; Arthropoda; Insecta; Diptera; Tephritidae. Gene Ontology annotation, cellular component: proteasome core complex. The transcript has a single exon. The coding region runs from base 101 to 760 and encodes 219 amino acids. Gene Ontology annotation, molecular function: threonine-type endopeptidase activity. The record is from RefSeq and is a predicted model, not a curated record.